Molecule: messenger RNA, 642 nt
Organism: Bombina bombina (fire-bellied toad)
Lineage: Eukaryota; Metazoa; Chordata; Amphibia; Anura; Bombinatoridae
Gene: PLD6
Product: phospholipase D family member 6
Exons: 2
Coding region: 1-642 (213 amino acids)
Biological process (GO): piRNA processing
Cellular component (GO): mitochondrion
Molecular function (GO): RNA endonuclease activity producing 5'-phosphomonoesters, hydrolytic mechanism
Source: RefSeq, a predicted model, not a curated record
AUGUUUCCAUCAAACUCCUCCAUGUUAUGUGCGGUGCCCUGGCGAAUUUUGGGUCUCGCUGGCCUAGGAUUGGCGCUGACUUUAGAGAGUUUAUAUUGGUUGUUUAAAAGGAGGCGCUCCGUGCGGGAGGUAUUGUUUUUUCCGGUCCCACUCACCUGCACCGAGCCACUGCUGUACCCUGGGAUUAAAUGCCAAUGCCGCCUUCCUCAUACUGAGAGUGCGCUUUCCCGGCUCCUCAGGCGGCUCCUUAGGGCCCAACGCACCCUGGAGCUCUGCGUUUUCACUUUCUCCAGCGAAUCUCUGGCCCGGGCUGUGCUGUUGCUGCAGAGCCGAGGGGUCCGGAUCCGAGUCAUCACCGACAGCGACUACAUGGCGGCCACGGGCUCACAGAUAGGGAACCUGCGGAGCGCUGGGAUUCUAGUUCGUCAUAACCAGACCUCCGGUUUCAUGCAUCACAAGUUUGCUGUAUUAGACCGAACUGUUGUGAUUACUGGUUCCAUGAACUGGACUUCACAGGCCAUCCAGACAAACCGAGAGAACCUUAUCAUCACAGAUGAUAGGUCUUGCGUGACUGCAUACCUAGAGGAAUUUGAGAGACUUUGGAAAGAAUACGACCCUGUAAAUUAUGAUUUCUGUCCCUGA